UUCAGCACAGCUGCAGAAGGGCUCUUCACCCUGUUUACCAAUGGUUGUGCUCAGGAUAAGAAACUCACACAAAAGAAAAUGUGUGUUUGUCUGCUUGUGCGUUGCUGUCUUCUUCACGUACAGAUACCUCGGCCUGCCAAGAGGGGGACAAAGAACAAUCAGAAAAUUUGGACUGAGCGCCAAUUCGACCCAGUUCACCUUGGAGAUGCAGUCUUUCCGCAUCCUUGGGGGAUCCAUCCAUUAUUUCCGUGUGCCCAGGGCAUACUGGAGGGACCGCCUGAUGAAAAUGAAAGCGUGUGGCCUCAACACACUCACCACGUUUGUGCCGUGGAAUCUGCAUCAGCCACAGAGAGGAGUAUUCGACUUCCGUACACAGCUGGAUUUAGAAGCUUAUAUUCGGCUUGCAGCUGAACUGGGUUUGUGGGUGAUUUUACGUCCAGGGCCCUACAUCUCCUCAGAGUUAGACCUAGGUGGACUGCCAAGCUGGCUCCUUCAAGAUGGCAGCAUGAGAUUGAGAACAACAUACCCAGGAUUCACCGAGGCUGUCAACAUGUAUUUUGACAAACUGAUACCAAAUAUGGUUCCUUUGCAGUAUAAGAAAGGAGGUCCCAUCAUUGCAGUCCAGCUUGAAAAUGAAUAUGGGUCUUUUGCCAAAGAUGAAGACUACAUGCAUUUUAUUAAAGAGGCCUUACAGUCCAGAGGGAUCAGCGAGCUUUUGCUCACAUCAGACAGCCACAACACCUUAAAGUCAGGCGGCGUGGAUGGAGCCCUCAGAACAUUGAAGCUGCAGAAAGUAAAUCAAAGAGACAUUCAGGAUCUGAAUGUAAUCCAGCCCAACAGACCAACCAUGGUGAUGGACUACAGGACAGGCUGGUAUGAUGUGUGGGGUAAUCUCCACCACGUGCUCCCCCCAGAGGAUAUGGUGUCCACUGUAAGAGAAAUACUGAGGCGAGGCAUGUCUGUCAACCUCUACAUGUUCCAUGGAGGUUCGAGUUUUGGUUUUAUGAGUGGAGGGCUGGCUGAACCUUCCUACAAAGCAUUUGUCUCCAGCUAUGAUUAUGACGCUCCAUUGUCUGAAGCUGGGGAUUACACGCAGAAGUACUAUCUUCUCAGAGAUCUUCUGUCUCAAUUCAACAGUAAGUCCAACAUAUAUAGUGGUGUUCCAUGUAUAACUCCAUUUCUCAUAUCAGAAGGGACCAUUUCUCCCGAGAUGCCAGUGUUACAACUCAAGGAAGCGUACGAACCUGCGAUCACAUACCAGCAUUUGUCCUUAUGGGAUGCUUUGAGCUUUACUGAGGGACCAUUUAAGUCAGUCAAGCCGGUGAACAUGGAGAACGUGCCAAUGAACAACAGGAAUGGUCAGUCUUAUGGAUACACACUCUAUGAGACAACCAUCACCAGUGGAGGAAUACUGAAGUCAGGAGACAACGUUAAAGACCGUGCUCUUGUGUUUGUAAACAGAAGUUACAUAGGACUUUUCAUGUACCAGCAUACAGAACUGGCUGUUCCAGAUGCCAAGGGACAGCGAACUUUAAGUUUAUUGGUUGAAAACUGUGGACGAGUUCACCGGGGAAGGGACCUUGACAAGCAGCGCAAAGGCCUUGUCGGGGAUAUUUUACUAAACAAUAUUCCACUACAGGAUUUCAUGAUAUACAUCCUGGAAAUGAAACCCAGUUUUAUUGAUAGUCUCUAUCAGGCUUCUUGGAAAACUCUUCCUGAAACCCCCAGUUUUCCUUCCUUUUUCAUGGGCCAACUGUUUGCAUACGGAUACCCCAGCGAUACAUUUGUGAAACUGCCAGGUUGGGAAAAAGGUGUUGUUUUUAUCAAUGGGAUACAUCUGGGAUGCUACUGGUCCAUUGGACCCCAACAGACUCUCUACCUCCCUGGUCCUUUUCUCAACAGUGGAAUCAACCAGAUCAUUGUUUUUGAGGAGCAAGAAAGCGACUACAAGGUCAUUUUUGAGGAUACGCCUGAUCUUGGAAUGGCAGCAGACGUCCAGUGACUCCCAUCAUCCAGCCUGUGUCAUUAAAAAAUUCAACUUUUUUUUUUUUUACCCCUGAUUGGCAACCUGAACACAUCUGGUUCAGGUUGCCAAUCAGGCUAUAUAUGCCUGCCUCGCCCUCCAGUCAGGGCUGAUGUUUAUGUUACAUGUGUUGCUGUAAUCAAAAUACCUGUUUUACCUGCA
This is a messenger RNA of Nerophis ophidion (straightnose pipefish), 2185 nucleotides long. Its product is annotated as beta-galactosidase-1-like protein 2. NCBI's taxonomy places the organism in Eukaryota, Metazoa, Chordata, Actinopteri, Syngnathiformes, Syngnathidae. Gene Ontology annotation, cellular component: vacuole. The transcript has 18 exons. Bases 41 to 2002 code for a protein of 653 amino acids. Gene Ontology annotation, biological process: carbohydrate metabolic process. Gene Ontology annotation, molecular function: beta-galactosidase activity. The record is from RefSeq and is a predicted model, not a curated record.